Messenger RNA from Nomia melanderi (Alkali bee), 839 nucleotides. RefSeq lists its product as uncharacterized. The record is from RefSeq and is a predicted model, not a curated record. NCBI's taxonomy places the organism in Eukaryota, Metazoa, Arthropoda, Insecta, Hymenoptera, Halictidae.
GGAACCAGCCAGUGCUCGGCGAUCGGAAAAGACGAGAAAGCUGCGGCGAAGCGAAACCGUAUAAAACGUUGCAAACGCGGCUCACGUUCAUCAGUACGACGAAUAUCCGAACCACAGCCGGCAACGGGCGAUCCGACCAUGAAUAAUUCGACUGUAACAUUGAUUCUUUUGUGCGGCGUCUACGGUGCUUUGGCCGGCCGCCGUUACAUCGCCAUACCGGUGGACGGGGUCGACGUGAUCGAGCUGAGUCCGGUCACGCCGAGGAUUGCUCGACAAGCCGGCAGUUACAUACCGAUCGCUAUUCCUAGUAAUCAUCAGGACGACCUGGAGAACCCGCGUCUGGAGAGGUCGGUUACUCCUGUCCUGGAUUACGUGGAUUUUGGCGGAUACACAGGGUCCAACGGGGCUUUCAGCUGGUACGCCGAUUAUCCGGCGCACCAUUGACGCACGUCAUCUAUCGAUCCCGCUGAUGAGCAUUCCGUGACCAACGGACUCGGUGAAUACUUUUAUCGUGUAAAGAAUUGAAGUCGUGAAUUCCGAAACAGCACAAGUACACUUGUUAGCGCUUAUGCAUACGAGAGACGCGGUGUCGCAGCGAUUGUUUUGCAGUAACAGAAAGGAAAGUUUUUUUGUUUCACAAAAAAAGGUAUAAGAGAACUUUUCACAUUUUUGUUCUUCCAAAAUCGCGUUCUUCCAAAUUUUGCGUGCAUAGGCCAUUAGCGUUGUUAAACGAGGAUUAUUCGAAAACAUUCCUAUAUAGUAAGUAACGCUACCGAAUACGGAGACAUUCAACAAGACUUAAAAUCACGCGGCAUUCAACGUGCUAAUAAUAUUUCAAA